CUCUCUCUCUCUCUCUCUCUCUCUCUCUCCACUCUGCUUCUCUCCUCGAACACAGACAAGCCUCAUAGCAUUCACUCCCCCUUUGAUCAAUGGCAACACUUGCACCAGGAAUUUUGCUAAAGCUCCUUGAAAACAUGAAUAGUGGGACAAAACCCACGAGCGAGCACCGAUCCUCUCUCUUACAGGUGACCGACAUUGUCCCUGCUGAUUUAGAGGACAAUGAAUUGUGGCCAAAGCAUGGGUUCUACGUAAAAGUCUCAGACUCUUCUCACUCGAUAUAUGUAAGCCUACCAGACCAUCAGGAUGACUUGGUUUUGAGCAACAAAUUGCAGCUUGGGCAAUUUAUCUACGUCGAUAGAUUGGACCCUGGAUCGCCGGUUCCCCUUCUGAGAGGAGUGAAAACGAUUCCUGGAAGGCACCCAUUGGUUGGAACACCUGAACAAAUAACGGGUCUUAGAGAGAAAAGCGAGAGGAUCAAUAUUUCUAGUGAUCAGAAAGUAAGGUUUUCAGUUCAUAGGAGAGGUUCAUGGGAUCAAAUUGAAGUUCCAGAGCUGAGGACCCCUGUUAAAGAUGGGUUAUUGAGGGGUAGUUCGGUUUCACCUCUGGUUAAGGGGAGUAGUGGGGUGAGGUCUUCCGUGAAUGGGGUUAUCUGGAAGGGUAUGGAUUCAAGAGAGAGAGAGUCUCCAGGUAUGGUGAGAAGGAGUUGUGCUGUUGCUCCUGCUUCUGCGUCGAAGAUUCCAAGGAGCAAGAGCGUUUGCAUUAGGGAUCGGCAGAUACCGAAGAGUCCCUUCAGCAUUGCUGAGAAGAAGAGUGCAACACCUCCGCCAAGAUUGAGAAACAUGAGAGCCUCUUUCAAUUUGGAUGGAGAAAAAGAGAACCCAAAGACUGCAGCUUUACAACAACCACAGUCCCAGUUUGUUAACGUACUAGCCAGCAAGACUACCGACAGUUCACCAAUUGCCUUACCAGGAAAACUCUCCCUACUUGGCAAGGAGGUAAUGCAACAGAGGGAAACAGCUCAGAGAAUCGCUCUUCAAGCGCUGAGAGAUGCAUCUGCAACCGAAACUAUAGCCCGCCUUCUCAAGACAUUUUCAGACUUGUGCUUGGGAGCUAGAUCAGAUGCACCGGCUGCCUGCUUCGAUCAGUUUCUGUCUCUACAUCCCCAAAUGAUACAAGCAGUGGCCGACAUGGAAGCAAUUCUAGCAGCAACCACUACCGCUAAUUCUGGCCACCCAAUUCAAAGCUUGGGCACUUGCGAUGAGAGAGAAAAAUUUAAAAGAAAUGCAGGGGACUUGGAUUCAUCAGUUCUAUUAGAACUCCAAUACAAUGCCAUUGAUCAAAGCAUACACAAGAGCCUAUGUAAGAAGAGGCCCUUGCUAUCUCAAUCAGUUUCAGUCACACCUGAAAGAAACAACCCAAAAUCUACUAGUGCUAAUACUAGCAUUACUACUCGAGCUCGAGUGACAAGAUCGAGCUCCAAUCAGAAGGCUUUACCGAUGGAGAAAAAACCAGCAGAAGCCAUUAAUUCUAUAAGUGAUGAAAUGAAGAAAAAGUCUAAUACUUGUACUAAUACUAGCAGUACUACUAGUUUUAGCCAUCUGAUUAAACUGGGAAAGCAGAUAGAUACAGAGGCAGGGAACUGGUUUAUGGAAUUUUUGGAGGAGGCUUUAGAGAGAGGUAUUAAGAAGAGUAGGGGAUCGAACCAGGGUGAUUUGAAGAAGGCGGUGUGGCCUCAAUCUCUCAUACUUAAAGUCAUAAACUGGGUGGAGAUGGAACUGUGUGAUAACAGUAAGAGGCCAGUUCAUCCUAGAGCUGCUCAAAUAGCAAGAAAGUUGAGGAUUAGGGUGAAAAACCCAUGCUAAUGUUGUGAAGCAAUGGCUUGAUUUGAUUGAGGGGUUGCUCAAUUUGUGUCAGAAUUGUAAACCUAGACUUCAUGUCGUUAUUACAUAUUCAUUGAUCUCUUAUUGACUUGUAAGAUUUGCAGGCUAUGUGAGGUUUGUACUUUGUAUUAGAGGUGUAGCUGAGAGACUUGUAUUUUAGAAGUUCUAAGUCCUGAUUUAAGUGUUCUUCCAAUGUGAUGAAACAAGUCAAAAGAUAUAUGAAGAAACCCAUAAUGUUACUUUGU
Messenger RNA from Amborella trichopoda, 2125 nucleotides. RefSeq names its product dicer-like protein (DUF936). The record is from RefSeq and is a predicted model, not a curated record. NCBI's taxonomy places the organism in Eukaryota, Viridiplantae, Streptophyta, Magnoliopsida, Amborellales, Amborellaceae.